This is a messenger RNA of Gymnogyps californianus (California condor), 1620 nucleotides long. RefSeq names its product ATPase H+ transporting V1 subunit B2 (gene ATP6V1B2). The transcript is spliced from 14 exons. The record is from RefSeq and is a predicted model, not a curated record. Lineage: Eukaryota; Metazoa; Chordata; Aves; Accipitriformes; Cathartidae. Bases 1 to 1512 code for a protein of 503 amino acids. Gene Ontology annotation, cellular component: proton-transporting V-type ATPase, V1 domain. Gene Ontology annotation, molecular function: ATP binding; proton-transporting ATPase activity, rotational mechanism. Gene Ontology annotation, biological process: ATP metabolic process; proton transmembrane transport.
AUGGCGGCGGUGCGGGCGGUGCGGGGGCUGGUGAACGGCGCCGGGCCCGGCGGGCCGCGGGAGCAGGUGGCGGCCCUCACCCGCGACUACCUCUCCCAGCCGCGCCUCACUUAUAAAACUGUAUCGGGUGUGAAUGGUCCCCUGGUUAUCUUGGAUCAAGUUAAGUUUCCUAGGUACGCAGAGAUUGUCCACUUGACUCUUCCUGAUGGCACAAGAAGAAGCGGGCAGGUUCUGGAAGUCAGUGGCUCCAAAGCUGUGGUUCAGGUAUUCGAAGGAACUUCAGGUAUUGAUGCUAAGAAAACGUCUUGUGAGUUUACUGGGGAUAUUCUUCGAACCCCUGUCUCUGAGGAUAUGCUUGGCAGAGUAUUUAAUGGAUCAGGAAAACCUAUAGACAGAGGCCCCAUUGUUUUGGCUGAAGAUUUCCUUGACAUAAUGGGUCAGCCAAUCAAUCCCCAGUGUCGUAUCUAUCCAGAAGAAAUGAUUCAGACUGGCAUUUCUGCUAUAGAUGGUAUGAACAGUAUUGCCAGGGGGCAGAAGAUCCCCAUAUUCUCAGCUGCUGGCUUGCCCCACAAUGAGAUUGCAGCUCAGAUAUGUCGCCAAGCUGGCUUGGUGAAGAAAUCCAAAGAUGUGAUGGACUACAGUGAAGAAAACUUUGCCAUUGUGUUUGCUGCUAUGGGUGUGAACAUGGAAACUGCUCGGUUCUUCAAAUCAGACUUUGAGGAAAAUGGGUCCAUGGACAAUGUGUGUCUGUUCCUGAAUUUGGCCAAUGAUCCAACCAUUGAACGGAUUAUCACACCUCGUCUAGCUCUAACAACAGCAGAGUUCUUGGCAUAUCAGUGUGAGAAGCAUGUGUUGGUCAUUCUGACAGACAUGAGCUCCUAUGCUGAAGCUCUGCGAGAGGUUUCAGCAGCUAGAGAGGAAGUGCCUGGCCGUCGUGGUUUCCCAGGUUACAUGUACACUGACUUGGCUACUAUAUAUGAGCGUGCUGGGCGUGUGGAAGGCAGAAAUGGUUCCAUUACUCAGAUUCCUAUUCUUACCAUGCCCAAUGAUGAUAUUACUCAUCCUAUCCCUGACUUGACUGGAUACAUCACUGAGGGACAAAUCUACGUGGAUAGGCAGCUGCAUAACAGACAGAUUUACCCGCCUAUUAAUGUCUUGCCCUCCUUGUCUCGACUGAUGAAGUCAGCUAUUGGGGAGGGUAUGACCAGGAAGGAUCAUGCAGAUGUGUCCAACCAACUGUAUGCCUGCUAUGCCAUUGGAAAGGAUGUGCAGGCUAUGAAGGCUGUAGUUGGUGAGGAAGCUCUUACCUCAGAUGAUCUUCUUUAUCUGGAGUUUCUGCAGAAGUUUGAGAAGAACUUCAUUGCUCAGGGUCCUUAUGAAAAUCGCACUGUUUAUGAGACCUUGGACAUUGGAUGGCAGCUUUUGCGAAUCUUCCCCAAGGAGAUGUUGAAGAGAAUUCCUCAGACAACGCUGGCUGAGUUCUAUCCUCGAGAUUCGACUGCAAAACACUAGCCACAGCUUCAUCUCUAACUCCUUGCUCUGUGAAAUGCUGUUUGUUUUCUUUUUUUCAUGUGUUGGUGUUUACUUGUCGCCCUUACAAUUAAAACCAAGAAUAGGUGA